AUGAGACUCUAUGAAACAGAAAUACUAGGGUGCCACUCGAGUCAAGUGUUCCCAACUACAAACUCUACGGAAAGAGAGGUUCUUAAAAUGAAGGCGAGCGAGCCUACUAACGAGUAUUUUGCUCGCACUCUUACCAUUGCUAAUAAAAUGAAAGCCAAUGGUGAGAAUAAGAGUGAUGAGGAAGUGGCAAUGAAAAUUCUCAAAUCAAUGACUCCUAAAUUUAACUAUGUUAUGUGUGAUAUUGAAGAGUCGGACACAAGCACCCUGAGUAUUGAUGAAUUAAAAAGCAGUUUGCUUGUUCAUGAGCAACGUAUCAAUAUAACUAAUUUAAUUGAAGAGACGCAUGCGUUGAAGAUCUCUACUGGCGCUCGAUAUGAAGGAAAGGUCGAGGUCAAGGAAGCUAUAGAGGAAAAGGUCGGGGACGAGAACGAUAAAACCCAAGAAGAUAUGUUGUUGAUGGCAUUUGUGGAUACACAUACGGCUGCCGAAAGGGACACUUGGUUCCUUGACUCUGGAUGUAGCAAUCAUAUGUGCGGAAAGAAGGAUUACUUCAUGGACCUUGAUGAAGAUUUCAGAGAUACGGUAAAGCUGGGCAACAAUUCAAACAUGACUGUAAUGGGGAAGGGCAAUGUAAGGCUGCAAAUUCAUGGAGUUAUGCAUAUUCUUACCGGAGUAUUUUACAUUCCACAGUUGAAGAACAAAUUACUUAGCAUUGUAAAGUUGCAAGAGAAGGGAUUGGCCGUUUUAUUUCAGCAUGAUCGAUGUAAGGUGUAUCAUUCCGAGAGAUGA
Molecule: messenger RNA, 789 nt
Organism: Hibiscus syriacus
Lineage: Eukaryota; Viridiplantae; Streptophyta; Magnoliopsida; Malvales; Malvaceae
Exons: 2
Coding region: 1-789 (262 amino acids)
Source: RefSeq, a predicted model, not a curated record